Messenger RNA from Caenorhabditis remanei, 2397 nucleotides. RefSeq lists its product as uncharacterized. The transcript has 13 exons. Gene Ontology annotation, biological process: innate immune response. The record is from RefSeq and is a predicted model, not a curated record. NCBI's taxonomy places the organism in Eukaryota, Metazoa, Nematoda, Chromadorea, Rhabditida, Rhabditidae. Bases 1 to 2397 code for a protein of 798 amino acids.
AUGUCCACUCUGCGAGACAAGUUAUAUGCUGAGCGGCAACUCAAUAAACAUGCUUUUGGAAAUAGGCCAUCCGUAUCUAGAAAUGAAGUUCUGCCAACUUCCAAUGAGGAUCCUACAACUGAGAUGGAACCAAUCCCUAGGCAGAAACAUUUCGCUUUGCUAAACCGAGUGGUUGAUAGCCAGUUUCGUAAAAUUAUUCUAAUAGGAUUAGUUAAUAUCAUUAUACUUGGUGUCUUUGUCGCUGUACUUUUCUUCCUCAUUUUCUUAAAUCACAAAGAUCCGCAUGCAUCUAGUCCUACAAAAAGUUCGACCUCAUCUUACCCCACUACUAACACAAAGCCAACUGUAACUACAACCACAAGUACACGAAAUGCCACAGAUUGCACUCCAACAACCCCUGCAACAUUACUUUUCGCUUAUUCUAAUGAUAUAUUUUCUGGCCAUAUUCAAGAUGCUUGUGACUGGAUAACCGAAUAUUUUACAUCACUGAAAAUAAUCUAUUUCGCAAAUAUUCGAUUUGACACCACUACAGAUGACCCUAUUUAUUUUCAUGCUAACAAAAGUAACUUCACGGUAUCCGUCAACACAUACUUGCCUGAUUCAAGCCUAAGCUUUCCCAGUCAACGUACUGAAAGCAAUGUUUUAAAUGUUAUCAGGAAAUUCCUUUCCCACCAAGAAUACCCAUUAUGCGGUUCUAUACUCUACAUACUAAUGAAACGAUUGCCUAACACCAAAGAUGUCUCUGAUCUCAUCCAGCAACUCCGCGAACUUCACAUUUUCGUGUAUACUGUAACUGACACCAAUUCAUUUGGUGGUACUGAUCAAAGUCUUAUGUGUGAAAUCACUCACGCCACUAAUGGCUUCUGCGACUUUCAAACUACUGAUAUGCGAAAUGAAUAUUAUCAAACUGCUUAUGAGAUCUCCAGGACCUAUCAAUUCGUGUCGCAGAGCUAUCAAGUAUCCGGGCAAGGAGUUAUAAAUGUUCCAUCUUUUGUAAGACCGAAACAGGGGAAUCAAGCUGGGACCAUGUCUCUGGUUAUCACUUUUCAAAAUCAUGGUACCGAUGACAAUCUGAAAUCUGUCAGCUUUUCUAUACUGGACGAUGAAGACAAAGUGGUUAAAUCUGAUCAUUAUAAAUCAACAAAUGGAAAUUCUUUUUUGGAACAUCCUGUACUAAAAAAUGACGUCACUUAUAAAAUAGUUAUCAACUAUGAGUAUGGAGAACAGAGGAAGGAAAUUAUUGAAGUACGGUUUUAUAGCUUUUCUCAACAGCACCACUUAGCCCUUUUCCAUCGAGUUGCCAAUAGUCAAUUACGAAAAAUUGUUCUAAUCGGACUACUCAAUGUUAUUAUUCUCUCCAUUUUUGCCUGUGUGCUAUUAGUUCUCGUUUUCACGGAAGACAAACCGCAUAUCAACGAUAAAGAAGGGUCAUCUACUACUGCAGCUCAAUCGAAAUCUACUGAUGUCGCUCAAUUGACAUCUACAACAGUGAAAUCUUUCUCACCGUCAUAUCCAGAUGCAUGUACUCCAAGAUCGAAGUCAACAUUUCUAUUUGCCUACUCCAACGACCUCCCAUCUGAUUUGAUAGACAAAGCACGUGACUGGAUAGUAAAUUUACUUCCGAAUAGAAGACCCGAGUGCUAUGCAAAUCGUCGAGAAUUAGGCCAGUCAGUCAAGGCACAUAUGCCAAAUUCUACGCUAAAGUUUCCCAGUCGGGCAAAUGGAAGUGAUGUUCUGAAUCUUAUUCGUAGUUUUCUCACCAACGAGGAAUGCCCACUCUGCGGUGCUGUAGUCUACAUUAUAAUGAAACGAUGGCCCAACUAUGAAGAUCCUUCUGAACUCAUACAGCAGCUUCGCCAACAUCAUGUAUUUGUCUACACUAACACAGACACUACACCAUCCGGUGGUCUCGAUCCAAACUUUAUGUGCAAGAUCACGCAUGCAACUAAUGGAUUUUGUGGUUUGCAGUCUAGUGCCAAAAUGGAUGACGACAUUUUUCAUACUGUCAGGCUCAUCAGCAGACCAUUUCAAAUUGUGUCAGAGAGCUAUCAAGUAUCUGGAAAAGGGAGCAAGCGAACCCCAAAGUUUCAAAUUCCUCUCCAAGAAUAUGCAGAUGAUUUUAUUUCAAUGGUGAUAGUAUUUCAGAAUCAUAUACUCGACGACAAUUACAAAUAUAUCAAUUAUACAUUUUUGAACGACAAUCAAGAAGUUGUGUUCGCUCACUAUUUGAAACCGGAACAAAGCAAUACUGACAUAGAACAACGGAGACUGGCUGUAGGUGUUACAUACCAAGUUAUUCUAGAUUAUGAUUAUGGGACUGCACAGGAAGAUUUGAUGGAAAUUAGGCUGUCUAGCAGUAACACAGUGGAUUAUUGGCUCCCACUUCCCGCGCUGUGA